Urocitellus parryii (Arctic ground squirrel) is the source of this 414-nucleotide messenger RNA. RefSeq names its product ciliary microtubule inner protein 1 (gene Cimip1). Lineage: Eukaryota; Metazoa; Chordata; Mammalia; Rodentia; Sciuridae. The record is from RefSeq and is a predicted model, not a curated record.
AUGGCUCAAAGACAGCUCGGCACCGCGGGCGCCGAGCGCAUGAACCUGGUGGCCCAGGACGAGAUCUGGAAAUACCGUCUGAAGGCUGAGUCCGAAGCACGGAAAAACUGGCCCCAGAACUGGGGAUUUUUAACAACCCCUGUGGAGGAGUUGAUCGAGGGUGAAGAAGAAUCCCGCACCCCAAAGCCCAAAAUCCAGCUUCCGGAGCGUUUCCACAUCCGGCAAAUGACCCCUGUGGAGAAGUACAUCAAGGUCCUUCCGUCCCCCCCAGUCCCAMAGACGUCCCAGGGCUUCAUCGGCUGGAGGUCGGCGGUGCCAGGCCUGAACAAGAACCUGCAACUUGACUUUGAGAUCAGAAGCUGCAAGGGGGUCUAUGCCCGAGAGCUGGGCUGGCCUAAGCAAGGCAUCUACUGA